AUGUUGUCCAGAGUGUUAAGAACCAGAGGUUCACUUCAAGUGGCCAAAAAAUCAUUAAACUUACAAAUGAUUAGAUCUAAAUCGGUCAUUCCUUUAUCAUCAACCGUUUCAUCGUACCCAACUGAUCACACCGAAAAGGGGGCUGAACCAUACUUGACACCUAGUUUCCUCAACAAUGAAUUUAUCAAGUCUGAAUCUACUGAAUGGUUUGAUAUUCAUGAUCCAGCCACCAACAAUGUUGUUUCUAGAGUGCCACAAUCUACUGAAAGUGAAUUGGAUGAAGCUAUUGCUGCUGCACAUGCUGCUUUCCCUGGAUGGAGAGAUACCAGUAUUAUCAAGAGACAAGGUAUCGCUUUUAAAUUUGCUGCUUUGUUGAGAGAAAAUAUGGAUCGUUUGGCAGGUAUGAUUGUUUUGGAACAAGGUAAGACUUUUGGUGAUGCUCAAGGUGAUGUGCUUAGAGGUUUGCAAGUUGCUGAACAAGCUUGUAAUAUCACCAAUGACUUGAAGGGUGAGACUUUGGAAGUUAGUACUGAUAUGGAGACCAAGAUGAUUAGAGAGCCAUUGGGUGUUAUUGGUUCAAUUUGUCCAUUUAACUUCCCUGCCAUGGUUCCAUUGUGGUCAUUGCCAUUGGUUUUGGUUACUGGUAACACUGCUGUUAUCAAGCCAUCAGAAAGAGUUCCUGGUGCCGCCAUGGUUAUUUGUGAAUUGGCCGCUAAAGCUGGUGUUCCUCCAGGAGUCAUCAACAUUGUUCAUGGUAAACACGCCACUGUUAACAAGUUGAUUGAAGAUCCAAGAAUCAAGGCAUUGACAUUUGUUGGUGGUGACAAGGCUGGUAAAUACAUUUACGAAAAGGGUUCAGCUUUGGGUAAGAGAGUUCAAGCCAACUUGGGUGCCAAGAACCAUUUGGUUGUUUUACCAGAUGCUCCAAAACAACAAUUUAUCAAUGCAUUGAACGGUGCUGCUUUUGGUGCCGCUGGACAAAGAUGUAUGGCUAUUAGUGUAUUGGUUACUGUUGGAAAGACGAAAGAAUGGAUUCAAGAUAUUGUCAAGGAUGCUAGCAAGUUGGUUACUGGUUCUGGUUUUGAUCAAUCAUCCGAUUUGGGUCCAUUGGUUAACCCAGAAUCUUUAAAGAGAGCAGAAGAAAUUAUCGAAGAUUCGAUUGCCAAUGGUGCUAAAUUGGAGUUGGAUGGUAGAGGAUACAGACCAAAGGAUGCUAAAUUUGCCAAUGGUAAUUUCUUGGCUCCAACUAUUUUGACCAAUACCAAGCCAGGUAUCAGAGCUUAUGAUGAAGAGAUUUUUGCCCCAGUUCUUUCCGUUGUCAAUGUUGACACUAUUGAUGAAGCUAUCGAAUUGAUUAACGCCAACAAGUAUGGUAAUGGUGUUUCCAUUUUCACUUCAAAUGGUGGAUCAGCCCAAUACUUCACCAAGAGAAUCGAUGUGGGACAAGUCGGUGUCAAUAUCCCAAUUCCAGUACCUUUGCCAAUGUUUUCAUUUACUGGUUCAAGAGGUUCGUUCUUGGGUGACUUGAACUUUUACGGUAAGGCUGGUGUUACAUUCUUGACCAAACCAAAGACCAUCACUGCUGCUUGGAAGGUUAACACUAUCGAUGAGGAGAUUUUGAAACCAUCCACUUCUAUGCCUGUUCAACAAUAA
Molecule: messenger RNA, 1653 nt
Organism: Lodderomyces margitis
Lineage: Eukaryota; Fungi; Ascomycota; Pichiomycetes; Serinales; Debaryomycetaceae
Gene: ALD6
Product: Ald6p
Exons: 1
Coding region: 1-1653 (550 amino acids)
Biological process (GO): thymine catabolic process; L-valine catabolic process
Cellular component (GO): mitochondrion
Molecular function (GO): malonate-semialdehyde dehydrogenase (acetylating, [NAD(P)+]) activity; methylmalonate-semialdehyde dehydrogenase (acylating, NAD+) activity
Source: RefSeq, a predicted model, not a curated record